This is a messenger RNA of Amaranthus tricolor (Joseph's coat), 1108 nucleotides long. Its product is annotated as tropinone reductase-like 3. Bases 243 to 1004 code for a protein of 253 amino acids. The record is from RefSeq and is a predicted model, not a curated record. Gene Ontology annotation, molecular function: oxidoreductase activity. Lineage: Eukaryota; Viridiplantae; Streptophyta; Magnoliopsida; Caryophyllales; Amaranthaceae. The transcript has 6 exons.
CGUAGUUUCAAUAAUUAUCCAAGUUCUUCUACCCCAUUUGAAUAAGGGACGUCUCCACCAAAAUUGAUUUUUGGUUCAUAAUUACAAAUUGGAGUAAGUUCUAUGAGAUGUAGUUAAUAAAUUGUUAAACGAAUGAAUUAUUGAAUUCCACAUCUGCGUUAACUUUCCACCUACUUGAUAGGCGUUAACCAAACUGUAAUUGCUGGACACUUGAAAAAAUCGAAAAUUUGAUUAGAAUAAUAAUGGAGAAAAUUGGUAAGCGAUUCACAGGCAAGGUAGCCAUAAUCACUGCUUCAACUCAGGGAAUCGGAUUCAGCAUCGCGGAGCGUCUUGGUCUGGAAGGAGCUUCUGUUGUCAUCUCAUCUCGCAAGCAGAAAAAUGUGGAUGAAGCGGUUGAGAAGCUUAAGAGUAAAGGGAUUGAAGUUUUUGGUGUUCCUUGCCAUGUUUCAAAUGCUCAGCAGAGGAAGAAUCUAAUUGAUUCUACUGUUAAGAAAUAUGGAAAAAUUGACGUGGUCAUAUCUAAUGCGGCUGCUAAUCCCACUGUAAAUGCUAUAUUAGAUACACAAGAAUCUGUCCUAGAUAAGUUAUGGGAUAUCAAUGUCAAAGCCUCAAUACUUCUUCUUCAGGAUGCAGCACCCCAUUUGACAAACCGAUCCUCAGUAGUUUUCAUCUCAUCAAUCACAGCUUUUCAACCUCCAGCAUCUAUGGGUAUGUAUGGAGUGACAAAAACCGCUCUUCUUGGACUUACAAAGGCAUUGUCAACUGAGAUGGCCCCAAAUACUCGUGUCAACUGUGUUGCUCCUGGUUUUGUACCUACCCGUUUUGCUGAUUUUAUCACUAGUAAUGAAUCAGUUCGGAAGGAUUUAGAAGAGAAGGCAGCACUUAAACGGCUUGGAACCACAGAAGACAUGGCUGCUGCAACUGCCUUUCUGGCUUCUGAUGAUGCCUCUUAUAUCACUGGAGAAACACUGGUGGUUGCUGGAGGACUUCCUUCUCGACUUUAGUGUAACUUAACUCUUUGUUGGCACAAUAUUUUGUAACUAUUCAUUGAUCUUUAGCCCCAAACGUCGGUUAUAGCAUUUUAUAAAGGAAUUUGGCAUUCAGUUUU